GUGUGUGUGUGCACCCACGCGCCAACAUCUCUCUCCUUCCUCCCUCUCUUCUUCCUCCCCUCCCAGAAUCCCCAGAGGUUAGUGAGAGCGACGAGGCCCAGCUCUAUCAGUCCUGGUUCCAUCUGGUUCUAGAGAAGAACCGAUUAGCCCGCUACGAGUCUGAACUCAUGAUCUUUGCUCAGGAGCUUGAACUGGUGGACUCACAAAGCCGAAUGCAGCAAGAUCUACGGCGCAGGAUGGCAAUUGAAGAUACACAAAAGAGUGCCUCUGAGCUGCAGAGGGAGCAGGAGAUCCUGGCAGAUAUCAUGAGGACGGUGGAGAAACGAGACAUGUUGGUGUCUUUACUGGAAGAGCAGAGGCUGAAGGAGAGGGCAGAGGACCGGGACUUGGAGAGCCUGGUGCUGUCCAAGGGCCACGAGUUCCACUGGGCCCAGGUGGAGGACAGCUGGGGGCCGGAGAAGCUGGCCUGAAUGUUGAGAAGAAAAGUACUGUAAGGCACUACAUACAGUGAGAAUGAAGCAUAUUAGUUUGUGUCUAGGUGUUUCACCACUCUAAAAAGGACAGAGAGGCUUCAUCUAGUCUCAUUUUGUGCUGAUAUGAGAAUGGAAAUGGAACUAAACUAAAGAUUCCCUUCACAGCAAUAAGGGCUAAUGACAUCUCUGCCAUUGAGAUGAUUUAACCUCCAGGCUCUGGAGUGUAAUCUGUCAUGGCCCCAGGCCUACACAGCACUGCAACUGGAUGUACAAUAUGUUUAAUCACUACUAACAUAUGACUGCCUUUGUAACAUUUGCUCAAACCUCAGAAACCAAACUGACUGCCCAAUCAACAACUGCUCUUUGUGGUUGCUUGCCUUAAGCGUGGAACUGUUGUGACAGAUGUGUUUUUAAUGGAACACUGGGUAGCCUCACUGGAUAGCACAUGGAAGGACUCAACACUUUCCCUCAAGUAUUAUUGUUUUUGCACAGUAUGGUUUGUUUUAAAAUGUGCUUUAUGUAAUUCACUGUCACUUUGUAGCUAUGUGUGUAAACCCUCCUGUGUGUGUUUUAAUAUUGGUAUUUUUCACUUUGUGCUGAAACACUGUCAAAUUCAAUUAAAUGGUAAUGACUUCUUAUGCAGUCUAUGAUAUAUACCCAUCCAUCGUUAAAUACAGGAGAAAUAGAAUCUUCGCUGCCACAUAUUUGUAGCUAGUUGGUAAGAUGUACCUCUGCCAUGUGGCAAAAAACGUCCAAUUUUACUUCAUUGUGACACAGGUUGCCAGAUAAUUAAACAAUGUAAUCACCGGCAGAAAACUGUAUGCACCAAUUGAAUUGUUCAUGCAUGUUGCACAUCUGACUACAUCCCACUCAGUGAUAUCAAACCUCUUUGUGACCUCACUGAAGUUAUUUUUAAUUCAGAGUGAAUUUACGCUGUAGCUAGUGGCUAACAACUGUAAAUUGAACUGUGAUGCUUUGUUUCGCUGGUUUUCACCAAGUGUAUUGGCUGAUGAAGAUGAAUUAUAUGUUUACAGGAUUUUUGUCCAAGAACAAGGAUCCACAAUUCUCUUUUGGUCCCCGAGCUUUAAAUGUUAUUGUGAAUGUGUUGUUUUAUGCUGCUUCAAUACUUUAAAUUGGAGAAAAAAAUCUUAAAUAAAUGAAUUAAAAAACUCUUACUUAAUACUUUUUUAUUGACUACAUAUAUACAAUUUUAAGAUAAGCACCCUAUUAGCAGGUGUGUCAAGAGACACGUGAAGGGAGCGUCUACAAAGUGCAACACUAAGUAGAGAAUAUAGGAAUAUUCAAUAACUUCAGUGUAGCUCUCUUCAAGACACACUCAGACACUGGUCGGUUCUUUAAAACGGGCGUUUAUUUCUUGAAGUGAGAACUCGUUGGCCGCUUGUCGAGAAAGGAGAUUCAUCUUUAAAGUUCCUUUUCUGAAUAACUUUGUCACGAUGAUAACUUUGUCAAGGACUGCAGCAGAGCUUCAACAAAAGACAUCAACCCACGUUGAGUUGUCCAGUGCAUAAACAAAACAUGCAGUUACAGUACCAGUAGGCACAAGAAACAACGCAUAAAAAAACUAUUAAAUCCUGCCAUAUGUUAACGAUUAUAAUAUUACAUGAAAUAAAGUAUUUAUUUAUUGAAUUUAACUAUGAAAUGUUGUGUUAUUCAUUUUUAAUUAAGGCAACUUUGUUACGUCAUUUACAUUCAGUGUUAACACAAUCACUUCUUAAAUGCAUUUUCCCCUGUUGGCUAACCUACAAAACUCUACUAAAAUGUACUUUUGAAUAAUUCUAGUAUUCUUUUCUUUGGAA
This is a messenger RNA of Notothenia coriiceps (black rockcod), 2290 nucleotides long. Its product is annotated as protein-methionine sulfoxide oxidase mical2b-like. Lineage: Eukaryota; Metazoa; Chordata; Actinopteri; Perciformes; Nototheniidae. The transcript has 3 exons. The record is from RefSeq and is a predicted model, not a curated record. Bases 168 to 470 code for a protein of 100 amino acids.